Molecule: messenger RNA, 2420 nt
Organism: Harmonia axyridis
Lineage: Eukaryota; Metazoa; Arthropoda; Insecta; Coleoptera; Coccinellidae
Product: cilia- and flagella-associated protein 52
Exons: 9
Coding region: 121-2328 (735 amino acids)
Biological process (GO): cilium assembly
Molecular function (GO): protein binding
Source: RefSeq, a predicted model, not a curated record
UCAUGACAACAAUAAUUGUCAGUUUAAACAGAUCAAAUUUCUCCAAACACCUAAAAGCCAGAUGAGACCGAAAUAUUUCUAUAAGGUUGAACUUGAUUGAAUAACCGCAAAAGUGGAAAAAUGGUCAAUGAUGAUGGAGGUGGUGAUGUUGAUGUGAAAGAUUUAGAAGUACGAGGAAUAAUCGGUUUCGAUGGAUCAACACCAAGAGGUCUGAUAAUACAUCCAAAUGGCAAACAUAUUCUUUACCCCAUCGGUAACAAAAUUUCCAUCCAAGAUUGGGUAACAAAACAACAGUGUUUUCUGACUGGACAUACCAACAUUAUAUCCGCUAUGGAUGUCUCAAGAUCUGGAAAGUAUGUAGCUAGUGGACAAAUUAAUCAUAUCGGAUUUAAGGCUUCCGUCAUUGUAUGGGAUUUCGAAAAACGUAGCAUCCUCUCACUGCAUGAACUUCACAAAGUAAGGGUGGAGGCUGUGAUGUUCUCUUUCGACGAUCAAUAUUUGGUUUCUUUGGGAGGAAGAGAUUGCGGAUCAGUAGUGGUUUGGCAUGUACAAUCUUCCAGUGCCUUAUGCGGAGGGCAGGUGUCAAGGGGUAUUCAGGGAACAGUCACUUGUCUGCUCACUAUGAACCGGAGAGGAGCCUGCUACGUCACUGGUGGUGAGAAUCAUCUAGCUUCUUGGCACAUAAACGCAGAGGCGAGAAGCACGCACUGCGUGGAUGUAAACAUGCUUAAGAUCAAAAGAACGAUCGUCUGUAUGGAUUCCGACGACAGAGACGAGGUUUGCUACUGUGGCACGAGUACCGGUGACAUUCUGAAGGUCCGUUUGAAUUUCCACCACGACAUCGAGAUCCUUCAGCCCAUAAAGACUCCCGCUCUUGUCGGUUGCUUUGGCCGGAUAUCAAAGAACCCGAAGAAACUACCUGCAGGAGUUGUAGAAAUGUAUGGACUAGGUGUGACUGCGAUAAAAAGACUUUUCACCGGACCACUCAUCGUUGGUGCUGGUGAUGGAACAGUGGAAAUAGUUGAAGAAGUGAAAUACGAGGCGAAGAAAACAUAUGCUACCAACUUGGGGUUGAAAGUACCAACAGUACCUGCUUUGAGAGUGAAAUUGUCGACUUGCGUUAAGUCUGCAGUAAAUGCGAUUCAAAUGAUGGGUGAAAAGACCAUAUUGGUGUCAACGACAAAUUGUGAGAUUUUCAUAAUUGAUAAGAAGACGUUCAAGGCCAAUUUAGUGGUGACUUGCCACACGUCUACAAUUUACCACGUCAGCUUUCCAUACGAUUUCUCCGAGGUGUUCGCCACCGCCAGCAAGAACGACGUGAGACUCUGGUCCGCCAUCACGAUGCAGGAACUGCUCAGGAUCAGGGUGAAGAACUUCAGCUGCUCGAAUGUGAUCUUCGCCAAAGACGGAAAGUCCAUAUUGACCAGCUGGAACGAUGGCGUGAUCAGGGCUUUCACCCCGCUGACCGGAAGACUGAUCUACGAGAUCUACAACGCCCACAACAAGGGCGUUUCCGCCCUCGGGAUGACCAAGCACGGGAAAUUGUUGGUCAGCGGCGGCUGCGAGGGGCAGGUGCGCCUCUGGAAGAUAACGCCGUCUUCGCAGUCGCUGGAGUGCACGCUGAAGGAGCACAAGGGGCCUAUAUCGGCUAUCCACAUGAACCAUAGCGAUACAGAAGCAGUGAGUGCCAGCACGGAUGGUUCCUGCAUAAUAUGGGACAUCAUAAGAUAUUGCAGGAGGCAGAUACUGUUCGCGAACACACUUUUUAUGUGCGCCAGAUAUUUUCCCACUAGCGUCCAGAUCUUGACAGGCGGAUCAGACAGAAAAAUCUCAUACUGGGAGGUGCUCGAUGGCACUCUGGUGAGGGAGUUGGACGCUUCUAGAUCUGGCGCCAUAAACGCAGUAGAUAUAUCACCAGAUGGAGACACUUUCGUUAGUGGAGGGAACGACCAGAUUGUCAAGUUGUGGAAAUAUCAAGAAGGCAUCACGACCCAUGUUGGGGUAGGACAUUCGGGCGUUAUAACCGCCGCGUGUUUCAGUCCUGAUGGCAAAUCAGUGGUGACAACGGACGCAUCUGGGAGCGUCUUCAUCUGGAAGUUUCCAACUGAACUCAAGAAAGGGGCACCGCCUGAGGUUCCAAAGAUACUUAUGCAACCAAAAAUGGAAGUGGUACAAGUUAAUCAGAAAGACGAGGGAAAAACAGAAGAUAUUAAAGAUCUUCCGAGCACCGAGAGAAAAAUCGUGAGCGAGCAUGGAGAACAUGGAGCAUGUUGCCCUUGUACGUGUUACUGUAAAAAUCCAGUUGGCGAGAAAGAUAAGAAAGAGUGAUCGGUUUCACGAAAGAGAACAUAUAUGUGUAUUUAUUCAAGUGAAUUUUUCAUGUAUUUAAUAAUUUUUUUAAAUUAAAUAUUUUUAUCAUA